This is a messenger RNA of Sardina pilchardus (European sardine), 1022 nucleotides long. RefSeq names its product urokinase plasminogen activator surface receptor-like. Bases 7 to 726 code for a protein of 239 amino acids. NCBI's taxonomy places the organism in Eukaryota, Metazoa, Chordata, Actinopteri, Clupeiformes, Clupeidae. The record is from RefSeq and is a predicted model, not a curated record. The transcript has 5 exons.
UCAUGCAUGUUGUUACAUUUUACAGGGAAAAUAAAGGUCCUCUAUCAAACCAAGAUGGGAAUACAUCUGCUAUUCAUUACUUUCAGCUGCCUGUUCUCUGGAGCUCGCUCCUUGUCUUGCAAUCAGUGUAUGCCUGAAGGACCAGGGCCAUGCAAAGACACAAAAAUGGACUGUCCUCCUCCUAUGACUCAGUGUGGUAGUCUGAGGGUGCUCUCCUCUGCUGGUGGACAGGUAGUGUCAGAUAUGAAUCUGAAGAGUUGCGUUAUGCCUCAACAGUGUAUGACUGGCUCUUUGAACGUGGGGAUGAUGAAAACAGUAAUCAACAGCAAAUGCUGCUCAAGCAACUAUUGCAAUGCCGCGCCAGCUGAAGCUUCCACUGGCGGACCCAAUGGAAAAGAGUGUUACACAUGCAGUGGGAGUGACUGUUCAGGCAAAAUGAAAUGUGAGGGAGUGGAAGACCGCUGUAUAACAGGAAAAAUGGAUGCAGGUGGUCAGAAGAUGACCCUGAAGGGCUGUGCCUCCAAGAGCAUCUGCAGUGGGGAGAUGAAAGAGCAGCUGGGCGAAGCCAUUGGGGAUAUGACAUGUUGUGAGGGAAACCUGUGCAACGGCGACAACAAGGGCAAGUCUAGGAGUGGUGGUGGCACUGGCAGAAGUUCAGCAGAAGUUAACAGGAAUAGCAUAGCAAUCACGGUGUUGUCUGUAGCCUGCUUCCUCUUCUUACAUUAAGGUUCUUUAUGUGUGUCUUCUCCUAACAGUUCUCAGGGGUUCCUGCAUGUACACAAAUGUAAUUCAUCUUAACAUUGUGAGAGUAGGCUACGGGGAAAAUAACACAGAACAAUCAUAGACAUGGCAACCAUAAAUCAGGCUACUGAAUUUCAACUUCUGCUAUGGAAUGGAUGAUAGUAACGCAUAGACUCUAAUCUUGGAAAUUCAGUGAUCCUCUUGUCAAUUUUCACCAUUCUGUUUCUGAAUCUGUAACUGCUACAUAUAUAAUAAUAAAUAAUAAACAUGUUUUAUCUAUA